UAACCCGGAGGCAGAGCACGCGAAGGAACAGCAUGGUGAGACUUGUACCACAAUGCAUCACUUGGCAUCACGACUCUAUCUCCAACAUGGCGUCGCUGGGAAGGAGGCGCGGUGUCCCAGUAAGCAGGGAGAGGGGAGUGAUGGCGGCGACCGACUGCUACAUUGUUCACGAGAUCUACAAUGGGGAGAACGCACAGGACCAGUUUGAGUAUGAGCUGGAGCAAGCACUGGAGGCCCAGUACAAAUACAUUGUUAUUGAGCCCACACGCAUCGGAGAUGAGACGGCGCGGUGGAUUACGGUGGGCAACUGCUUGCACAAGACGGCCGUGUUGUCAGGCGCCGCUUGCCUCCUGACACCGCUUUCCCUGCCUCCGGAAUACUCGCGCUACGUGGCGCUGCCCGCCGGCGCCCUCAGUGUGGCCUGCGCUGCCCUCUACGGAAUUUCGUGGCAGUUUGACCCCUGCUGCAAGUACCAGGUGGAAUAUGACAGCCAAAAACUGUCGCGGCUGCCCCUGCAUACACUCACCUCCUCCACGCCCGUGGUCUUGGUACGCAGGGAUGACAUCCACAGAAAGAGACUCCAUAACACGAUAGCACUGGCCGCGCUGGCGUACUGCGCCAAGAAGAUAUAUGAACUCUAUGCUGUAUGAGUGCACUCUGAAGACCAUUUAAGAACCAAUGGGGAAAAAAGGAAAAUUAAAAAACCAAGAACAACAACAAACCUAUCCACAGUCUGGUGUAUGAAAAGUGGAAGGUCACAAUCGGGCCCACAGCACCUGUGGUGGCUGCUCCCAUGUUGAACUUUGAUCAGAGGGAUAUAGUUAAAACUAGAAGGAAGUCUUUUUUUUUUUUUUUUUUUUUUCCUUUCUCUCCUCCCCCAUUUGUUUUCUUUAAGUGACAACCACAGCACACACGAUCUCUGUAGUACCCUUGUCCCUCCUUUCCUGCAUUCUGACCCUUCAAAGUUCGUGUAAAGGCUCCAACAGAACCUGCCUGUUUGAGCUGAACGGACGUGAUGAGAGCUUUACCCUUUCCCUCGUAGUUUUGCUGUACUCCCUUACUUGCUGAUCAGUAACUCACCUUUCAUUAAACAUUAGGCUAUUUCAAA
Messenger RNA from Phycodurus eques (leafy seadragon), 1108 nucleotides. It is a transcript of the gene tmem11, whose product is annotated as transmembrane protein 11. Gene Ontology annotation, cellular component: mitochondrial inner membrane. The coding region runs from base 33 to 650 and encodes 205 amino acids. Gene Ontology annotation, biological process: inner mitochondrial membrane organization. The record is from RefSeq and is a predicted model, not a curated record. The transcript is spliced from 3 exons. Lineage: Eukaryota; Metazoa; Chordata; Actinopteri; Syngnathiformes; Syngnathidae.